Messenger RNA from Fusarium verticillioides 7600, 1024 nucleotides. RefSeq lists its product as hypothetical. Gene Ontology annotation, molecular function: acyltransferase activity, transferring groups other than amino-acyl groups. The record is from RefSeq and is a predicted model, not a curated record. The coding region runs from base 132 to 761 and encodes 209 amino acids. NCBI's taxonomy places the organism in Eukaryota, Fungi, Ascomycota, Sordariomycetes, Hypocreales, Nectriaceae. The transcript has a single exon.
GGAGGCGGCCACGCAUUGCUUACCCGUGUCGCUUAGAUACGUGCCGUAUUCCCGAAGCGAUAAACGACCAUCUACAACUACAUAAACCAUCAAGACAACCACCUUCUUUCUCUCUGUCAAUCAUCGCCAUCAUGGACAUUUCCAGCGUGACCAAGGCGUUCCAAUCGGAGCGCCUUAUCUACCGCUCACCAGAAGAUAACGAUAAAGAUAAGGAAUUCUUCUUCAAGCAUAUCGAGAACGACCCCGUCGCAAAAGCCCUCGCAGACCCUUCCAUUCUUCGUCCCAGGAACAAAAAAGGCGUUGAAGACUUUUUGACAGAGUUUCAAAAGUCCGCUCUCGCCGUGGUCCUGUGUCUCUCCUCCGCCGAGGCCAAAAAACAAAACAUUGAGAACGAAGAACCAGUUCCCAUCGGAUUCAUAUGUAUCGGCUGGGGCGGCAAACCCAAGAACAUGGAACAGCAUCGCGCUACACAUAUCGGCAUCGUAAUCGCGGAGCCUUUUAGGAACCAGGGCUAUGGCGGGGAGAGUAUCAAUUGGGCGCUGGACUGGGCGUUUAGGUUUGGGGGUUAUCAUCGUGUUGGGAUUGGGACUUUUGGGUUUAAUGAGCGGGGGCAGCACCUGUACAAGAAGUUGGGGUUUGUGGAGGAGGGGAGGAGUAGGGAGGCGCUUUGGUUUGAUAGGAAGUGGUGGGAUAUGAUUGACUAUGGGAUGCUGGAGCAUGAGUGGGAGACUUUGAGGGCCAAGCAGAAGAGCGAUAAUUAGUGGAUGUUGAUAGACUUUGUGCAUAAAGGUUAAAGAGGUACGAUGCUGCAAUUUUAUAGCCAGUCCCGGCUGACAUUCUCGAUCAGUUGCUAUCUGUAUCGUGAAGUUACCUUUACUCGGGCCGAUGACAGCGUGCAUAAAACUCUUGCUCUAUCGUCAUCAGUACGUGGCAUGUGUAUACUUUCAGCCACAAAUCUCAUCUGCCCCAAGGUUCAGACACUGUGUCUGGACACAGGGACACAGCCAAGAAAGUUUAUCUGAUG